Molecule: messenger RNA, 3472 nt
Organism: Tetranychus urticae (two-spotted spider mite)
Lineage: Eukaryota; Metazoa; Arthropoda; Arachnida; Trombidiformes; Tetranychidae
Source: RefSeq, a predicted model, not a curated record
GAUAGUGAUUAAUUUAACGCAAGCGUCAACUGAGCCUUUGAGUUAGCAGAACAAUUUUAUUUUUUAUUUAUUUUUUUCUGCUAAAGAUUAAUCGUUUCUGUAAGCGAUUAAUUAAUUUUUUACAUUUGUUUUCUCGUCUAAUCUACAUAUGGAUAUAUCCCGUAAAAAUCCAACGGAUUAUGAUCUCAUCCAAAGAGUUGGGAGUGGUACUUAUGGUGAUGUCUAUAAGGCGAAAAGAAUAUCCAAAAAUGAGUUAGCUGCAAUAAAGAUUAUUAAAUUAGAUCCUUCAGAGGAUUUUCGUGUGAUACAACAGGAAAUUGUUAUGAUGAAAGAUUGUCGCCAUCCCAAUAUUGUUGCAUUCUAUGGAAGUUAUUUAAGCAGAGAUAGAUUAUGGAUUUGCAUGGAAUAUUGUGGAGGUGGUUCGCUUCAAGAUAUUUAUCUGGUGACUGGUCCACUACCUGAGCCUCAUAUUGCAUUUGUGUGUCGUGAAACUUUAAAAGGAUUGGCAUAUUUACAUUCAUUGGGUAGGAUGCAUCGAGAUAUUAAAGGACCCAAUAUUUUGUUAACCGAUGAAGGUGAUGUGAAAUUAGCUGAUUUCGGUGUCUCAGCUCAAAUAACAGCUACUAUUAAUAAACGACAAUCAUUGAUUGGCACUCCCUAUUGGAUGGCCCCAGAGGUUGCCGCAGUGGAAAAGAAAGGAGGAUAUGAUCAACAAUGUGAUAUAUGGGCUCUUGGUAUAACCGCCAUUGAAUUAGCUGAGAGACAACCACCAAUGUACGAUUUGCAUCCCAUGAGAGCUCUCUUUCUCAUGUCUAAAUCAAGUUUCAAACCACCCACCUUGAAAGAUAAACAUCUAUGGUCGCAAGAGUUCCAUAACUUCAUUAAAUCAGCUUUAACCAAGAAUCCCAAAAAGCGUCCUUCAGCGGAAAAACUUCUUUGUCAUCAAUUUGUCCAAGGUGAUCAUCUAACAAAACGUUUAACCAAAGAGCUCAUCGAAAAAGCUCGUAAUCCUCAUUCGUUUGACAUGCAUCUUCACCAUGAUCUGGAUCCAGAUGAGGCCGAAGAAAUUGUUCACGUUCCUCGACGUAUACCUUCCAAAAAACCCUCAACAAACCGAAAGUCAAGACCAUUAUCAGAAAUUAAAGCUGAUGGAAUUGUCUUUAGGCAUACAGAAUGGGAUGAUUUUUCAGUCGAAAGUCCCAGCAAAUUUCCAGUUACAGAAGAAUCUUACAUAGGUCUCUCAGAAGAGGAUCCUGACAGAAAUCUAUUGUGGCAAGAGAGUAGGAGCUUACUCGAAGAAAUGGAUGAAGAGCUGACUCAGAGGGGUGUCAAAACCAGUUUAUCGACUCUUUACUCAACACAAUCAACUCUUCCAGUUGAAUCCUUACAACGAUCUUCAUCAAAUCAACUAUCACACCCGGGAUCGGACAGAUUAAGCUCUUCUGUCCUGUUUGGGUGGAGAGGGAUAGAAACAGAAGAUGAAGGGCUACUUGAUACCGAAGGAUAUGGUUCAUCCACCUUUGUGCUUGGUAGCCUUCGUACAGAUUAUAACAAUCAUGGAUCUCGAUUUAUUUCCAACUAUGAGACCCCAAGAUUUGAUAAAGAUGCUCUUGUCCGUUGGAAUAAUGAUACUCUUGAAAAUCUAUUGGACGAGAUUUGCUCUGAGCAACCUGAUAAUAACCCUAAUAACAAUGAAUUCGAGGAAUUCUCAACUCCCCCGUCAACACCUAAAAUUUUAAAUGGUUCGCCACCUGAUUCUCCAACAUCAUUUACCAAUCCUUUUAUCAACCAAUCAUCAUCAACCACCGCCAAUGGAUCAAGUUCUCGGAGCGGUGAUCAUCAACCAACCGAGUCAACUAGAUUAUCUAAUGGAAACCACUCUGAGGAGAAAAGGCAGAGUAUCAGCAAUUCAAGCGGAUCAGCCUCAGCCAAUCAUCCUCCUUCAGUUCCCCCUCGUCGUAAAGAAAAAAAGAGCUUAUUAACCAAGAUGAAUGUAUCCCAGCAAUCACCAUCAUCUCAACAACCCUCACCGAGACAAACAAUUAAUGGUCUUCCUCCAACUCCUAAAGUUCACAUGGGAGCUUGUUUCUCCAAAGUUUUCAAUGAAUGUCCUUUGAUGAUUCACUGUUCUGCCAGUUGGAUUCACCCGGAAACCCGUGAUCAACAUAUCCUCCUUGGGUGUGAAGAGGGCAUUUACACUCUGAAUUUGAAUCAACUUCAUGACGCAUGUAUUGAUCAGUUAUAUCCAAGAAGGACGACUUGGAUGUUUGUUAUUAAAGAUGUUCUCAUGUCUUUGUCUGGUAAAACACCGCAUCUUUACCGUCAUGAUUUAGUUCAAUUGCAUAAUAAGAAUAGUCAUAAGUUCUCGUUACCCGUUGAUUCCAUGAUAAAUAAGAUUCCUGAGCGAUUUGUUCCUUGGAAGCUCACUGCUACUUCUAAAAUAUCUGACACAAAAGGAUGUACCAAAUGCUGUGUUGCACGUAAUCCAUAUAAUGGUUAUAAAUAUCUCUGUGGAGUCAGUCCCAAUGGUAUCUUCCUAAUGCAAUGGUACAAUCCUUUAAACAAAUUUAUGUUAUUGAAGCAAUUUGAAUUUUACCUUCCAUCAAAGCUUGAUGUUUUUGAAAUGAUGAUCACUCCUGAUUUAGAGUAUCCGAUGCUGUGUGUUGGUGUUAAACGUGGUUACGAAAAGGAUUACUUACGAUUAGAAAUUGUAAAUCUUAAUUCAUCUGCAAGCUGGUUUAAUGACGAUUUUAAUGACGGAACAGAGACUGUUAUUCAUAAAUACGAUCAGUUAAAUAUUGUAAAUGUUACUCAACUUGACAAAGAAACUAUUUUAGUGUGUCAUGACAAUAGUGUUAAACUUGUUAAUCUAGAUGGUCAACUUAAAUCAAAUCGGAAACAACCUGCUGAGCUGAAGUUUGAUUUUAAAAUUGAAUCCAUAGUGAGUUUGACGGACUGUGUUUUAGCCUUUCAUAAACAUGGCAUGCAAGGACGAAGCUUCAAAAAUAAUGAAGUUGUACAAGAAAUAAAUGACGAGUCAAGAUGUUUCCGAUUACUCGGAGCUGAUAGAAUAAUUGCCUUGGAAAGCCGCGCAUCGAAAGAUUCAUCUAAUCCCACAUCAAACUUGUACAUAUUAGCUGGUCAUGAGAACAGUUAUUGAAUAAAAUCAAAUAUCUAUUUUAAAUUUGCUCAACGGAAAGAUCCAAUUCCAUAUUAAUUCGUCAUAAAAUGAAUUUUAACAUACCACUGGCAUUAAGCUUCUGAAGAAGAUUUGCUUUUGUUUCACAAGAAUCACGUUAUUGAAACCAAAAAGUCAAACAAGGUAAUUAACUACUAAUCAUAUAAAUCAUCACAUUAUAUUUCAUCAAAUUAUCUUGAUUAUCCUCAUCAGUUAUCAAAUGUUUAUUAUUAGUAUUACAUUAUUAUCUUUAUUAUUGUCAUUACUAUUAAAAUGAAAAAAAGUUAGUUUCCA